This is a messenger RNA of Zingiber officinale, 928 nucleotides long. RefSeq names its product peptide methionine sulfoxide reductase A5-like. Gene Ontology annotation, cellular component: cytoplasm. Gene Ontology annotation, biological process: cellular response to oxidative stress. Bases 51 to 668 code for a protein of 205 amino acids. The record is from RefSeq and is a predicted model, not a curated record. Gene Ontology annotation, molecular function: peptide-methionine (S)-S-oxide reductase activity. The transcript is spliced from 4 exons. NCBI's taxonomy places the organism in Eukaryota, Viridiplantae, Streptophyta, Magnoliopsida, Zingiberales, Zingiberaceae.
UCUCGCCAACGGCUGAUCGGUUCGCGAUCCGAAUCGAAUCGGAGCUCGCCAUGGCAGAUCUCCGCUUUCUGCUGUGCGUUCUGUUCCUCUUCGCCAUUUCCACGGCCGACUGGGCCUCGGCGGCGCGGUUCCCCGGUAGGAUCUCGCAGCCGCCACCGUCGACGAACCAGGAGCCGCUUCGGAUUGCUGUGUUUGCUCUCGGGAGCUUCUGGCGAUCCGAGGCUGCCUUCGGCUGUCUUCCUGGCGUCGUCCGUACUUCCGUCGGCUACGCCGGUGGAUCCAAGACUAACCCCGAGUACCGCAAUUUGGGAGAUCAUGCCGAGUGCGUCCGCAUUGAGUACAACCCCAAGUUGAUUCAAUUCAAACAGCUCCUUGAUGUCUUUUGGGCUAGCCAUGAUUCUAGCCAAGUUUUUGGACAAGGACCCGAUGUUCGUAACCAGAACAGAUCCAUUAUCUUUACAAAUGGAACACAAGAGAGUAGGAUAGCUGCUUUGAGUAAAGAGAGGGAACAGGCCAAGAGUAGGAGCAGUGUUGUGACCACAGAAAUCCAGGAACUUGGAGUAUUUUAUCCUGCAGAAGCUGAACAUCAGGUUUUUUUACUCCAUCAUGCCCGAGCUGCUGCAGCUCGUCGACGCCACAGUAUAUUCAAGUCAGCGGACAAUGCAUAGCAUCGCACUUCCCAUUUUGAAAAAUGUCAUAAAACUUUUGCCAGUUCUACCCUCCCAUCUGUUUUUUUGUCAGCCUGAUUAAACAUUUUUUUUGAUUGAGCAAAGAAUUAUUUUGAAGUUGUCCUUGGCGAUCUUAAUUCAGAUGUUGGACUUUUCUGGUUGUUAGAUGCCUCUUUACAGUCCGGCUACCGAUCGAUUGGUAGAUUUGGGAACUCGAUGUCUGUAAUUGUGGUGAGCAAUGUGAAUCACGAUUGGCGCUU